This is a messenger RNA of Clupea harengus (Atlantic herring), 1497 nucleotides long. RefSeq names its product solute carrier family 66 member 3 (gene slc66a3). The record is from RefSeq and is a predicted model, not a curated record. NCBI's taxonomy places the organism in Eukaryota, Metazoa, Chordata, Actinopteri, Clupeiformes, Clupeidae.
UAGAAACGACUACGGAUGCCACGCAGGGUCAGAAAUCGUUGGGGUGAUGUGUGCGGAAGUGUGCUGAAAUUUGUUCUCCAAAUUUGGGACGGACAGUCAUCGGUGCCAAGAUUUCCAGUCGGUGUUUACGAACAGGUCCAAGCAUCACCGUCUUAGACGAUGGAGGACGAUAUGGUAUUGCAUUUCGCUAACUUCAGCACACUUAUCGUGUGCAUGGUUCUCAAGUUUCCUCAGAUAUUUGUGCUGGUGAGAGCGAAAUCAACUACGGGUGUGAGCUUGAACAGUUUGCUCUUGGAACUUAUCGGGUUCAUUGUGUUUGUCCGCUAUCAAAUGUACUACGAUUACCCACCUCCUACCUACCUGGAGUACCCCAUUCUGAUUGCCCAAGAUUUUAUGCUGUUGCUGCUGAUUCUCCAUUACAAUGGCAACCUGAAGCAAGGGCUGCUAUAUGCACUCGUGUUUGUGGGAGGCUGGCACCUUCUCAUUGUAAAUAAGUGGAUCAUUGAUCUUGCAAUGAGCCUAUGCACUUUUAUCAGUGCUGGCAGCAAGUUUGCUCAGCUCCAGUGUCUGUGGGCAUCCAAAGACUCCGGUCAGGUCAGCACCCUCACCUGGGCCAUGGCAACCUACACCUGCAUGGCAAGGAUUUUCACCACACUUGUGACUACUGGAGAUACUCAGGUUCUAAUCAGGUUUAUCGUCAUGACGCUCCUGAACAUGUGGGUUACGGCAACAAUAAUGUACUACAGGCCCAAGAGCUCCAUGAAACAAGACUGAGGCUCCAGAAAGUUUACGUCAGAGUGGGGGCUGCCUCAUGCUCAGCUCCAGACCUCUGCUCAGGUCAUUUCCAAUACUCCCCUUUCUUAAGGUAAAAAGAGGUUAGGAAUUUACACACUGGAAAAAAAACCAAAUCAAAUGCUGUUUUGGUUUACAUUCUUACCCUGGGAUAACCCAUUAGUUAACCCAUGGGCAACUAAUGACAUAACUGGUGUUUCAGUAUUAUUUGGCAGUUAAUAAUUAUGCUAUUUAAUGUAUUAGUUUAAUGGUUUCAAAUGAUUGACCAAAGCCUUUUUCUAAGUGCAAUAACUAUGCAUUGUUUCUGUUGUAAGUUACAAUUGAGGUUUUCAAAGUUUUAUAACUUGGUACAGUAUUUUUCAAAAGUUGGAACAAUAUUUAACCAAACACCUUCUUAAGUAAUUCCGUAUAUCAUGCAGUGGUACUUCAAGAGCAUUGUUUGCUCCUGAAGGUCAUGUUGAUUAGAUCAGAUGAGCACACAUUUCCAAAGCAUUCCUGAGGUUUACAAGAGAAAAUGCAUUCUUGUAUUUAUUCUUGCCUGAUUUGUAUCAGUCCAGGAAAGCUUUCAGGUACCUAAGCAAGCUGGUAUGCCUGCUGUUUUUGGAGUGAAACAACUUUUUUGUACUUAUACGUUUGUUGUUAGUUGUGUGUUCAUAGAGAAAACUGUAGAUCAGACUCAAUAAAUGCUUCUUUUCUGGAAAAGCA